AAGUCGCCCAGUCUUCUGUGUGCCCAAGAGAGAGUCUCUCAUCUGGUCUCAGCCAUGGAUUGAGAUUCCAGGUUUGAACCUGCCACUUAAAUUGAUUAAAAGAAUAUAAAAAUAAGCAAUAUAGCACAUCAUUAAAAGUAAAUUGCAAUCAGUUCUUAAAAGUGUCUAGCACUUUUGACUUUUAAUAUCUUGCUGCUUCUCCCCUCACCCUUGGUUUUAUUAUGAUCUUUGCCCUGUUGAAUUUUCUUUUUGUGUAAUACUCACUAUGAUUUCUUUUGUACUUAGGCUGUUCCAAAAUGAUCUCAAACACAUAUAUAUCUAUGAAUUGUGAGGCAGUAGUCUUUUCCUAUCGUGCUCGCUUCGGCAGCACAUAUACUAAAUACUAUCACUUGAAGCCAAACAGAUUCAAUUUUCUUUGAUUCCUGUUUCUAAACAAAUGAACAAAAACCAAAUCUUUAGAAGGUUAAGUUGUGCUGAAAGCAAAAUUGUAACUAAUAACUUGUCUUUCUUUCUUGGCAGGUAGAUAUAACUGUACUGUACAAUGGGACAGGGAGAGAAUUAUGUUUCUAUUGGCUGGUUACUUCCUUGUUUUACUUCCUUGUGAAAUCCCUUGCUGAUGAGAUUUGCCUUUUGCCAGCUGCCCCGUUACUGGGUUUCUUAGGCAAUGCUUACAGACGCGUUCACUCCACUUGUUACAAAGUGUGUUAACAUCCAGCUUUGCAUCUGAGCUGAAGUUACCUCUUUAUCUAAAUGGGAUCCCAGGAAUCAGGCAGAGAAAUCAAAAGGAAAACUACAUAUGGUGCUACCAAUUCAUCAGAAGCAAAUCACCAUGAGGAAGACCAAGAUCAAACCUAUUUGGAUGAGAAGAUUGCCAUCCCAGAUGUGGCAGGACAUGGUUUCAGUUUUAGGAAGCUCUGGGCCUUCACUGGGCCUGGCUUCCUCAUGAGCAUUGCCUAUCUGGACCCAGGAAAUAUUGAGUCAGACCUACAGUGUGGAGCUGUUGCUGGCUUCCAGCUCCUUUGGGUCUUGCUCUGGGCCACAAUCCUAGGACUGCUCUGCCAAAGACUGGCCAUCCGGCUUGGGGUAGUGACAGGCAAGGACCUGGGAGAGAUAUGCCAUUACUACUACCCCAAGGUGCCACGUGUGCUGCUCUGGAUCAUGAUAGAAAUUGCCAUUAUUGGCUCUGACAUGCAGGAAGUGAUUGGGACAGCGAUUGCUUUCAAUCUUCUCUCUGCUGGACAUAUCCCUUUGUGGGGUGGAGUCUUGAUCACAAUUGUGGACACUUUCUUCUUCCUCUUCUUGGAUAAAUAUGGUCUGAGGAAACUGGAAGCUUUUUUUGGUCUCCUCAUCACAAUCAUGGCAGUGACAUUCGGCUAUGAGUAUGUAGUGGUGCGUCCCAACCAGAAAGAGGUGAUAAAAGGGAUGUUCCUGCCAUACUGCAAGGGCUGUGGGCAUGAGGAGCUUCUUCAGGCUGUGGGUAUUGUUGGAGCCAUCAUCAUGCCCCAUAACAUCUAUUUGCACUCCUCCCUGGUCAAGACUCGAGAUGUGGAUCGUACCAACAAGAAGGCAGUAAAAGAGGCGAACAAAUACUUCCUUAUAGAAUCUACCAUUGCACUCUUUGUCUCCUUCCUCAUAAAUCUCUUCGUCAUGGCAGUCUUUGGACAGGCCUUCUUUCACAAACAGAACAAGGAUGUGCAUGAUGUCUGUGCCAAUCAAAGCAUGUUCUCCAACCACAGUAUUUUCCCAAAUUUUCCUGAUGACAACAAUACAGUCUCGGUGGACAUUUUCCAAGGAGGAAUCAUCUUGGGCUGUUACUUUGGGCCCAUUGCACUCUACAUUUGGGCUGUUGGAAUCCUUGCAGCUGGUCAAAGUUCAACCAUGACUGGGACAUAUGCCGGACAGUUUGUUAUGGAGGGUUUCCUGAAGCUACGCUGGUCCCGUUUUGCACGGGUGGUCUUCACACGUUCCUUAGCCAUCCUUCCCACUGUCUUCGUUGCUGCUUUCAGGAAUGUGGAAGCUCUGACGGGCCUCAAUGACCUUCUCAAUGUAUUGCAGAGUAUCUUGCUACCCUUUGCAGUCAUACCUGUUCUCACCUUCACCAGCAUGCAGCCUCUCAUGCAAGACUUUGUCAAUGGGGUCAUUGGGAAGAUGAUAAUGAUCCUCAUCACUGGACUGGUCUGUGCAAUCAACCUCUACUUCGUGGUGACAACUGUUAUGGGCCUGAGCCAUUUAGUGUACUACAUUGUCAUAUCAUUUGUCCUGGUUGCGUAUGCAGCCUUCGUCUGCUACCUGAUUUGGACAUGCCUCAUCUCCCAUGGAGCUGCUUAUCUGGCACGGGGACCCCACACUCGGUUUGGUUAUGGGCUACAAGAAUAGAGCACCACUCAGAGCUGUACAUUGGAAACUGAUAAAUUUCUACACUCCAUCCCUAUUUUGACAAGAAGCAGCUGACCCUUUUGUUUUGCCAAGAGGUAGAGGUGCCAGAACGUUGAUUUUGACAAGGGCCAAACCUAAGGAUGUCGUCAAGUGGCAAAACGUAUGUUUUAUGUGCAGAAAGUUCUCAGUGUCCUUCGAAGGAUCUUGAGACACUGAAGAGCUGUGGCCAGUUAACCUAGAGGACUUGACAGCAUAUCGUUCUAAUGGAAGAAGACAGCUGUUAAUAUCUUCAGUGGAACAAACUCUGUUGCACACAAAGAGUGACAAAGCAGCUGUUCCAAAUGACCCGCACAUCCUUUUCUUAGCAAAACACAGUAGUUUACAUAGUUUUCUGUUAAGGCAUCAUUUCAAAAUUCAAGAAAACUAUUAUGGGCAUAUAUACCUUUGGUGUGAUCUGACAAGCCAUAAAAAACAAGUCACUUUCCCAAGAAAUAGAGCACCGCGUUUUGCCGAGCUACACUGUAACACUAUUCAAGUACCCAUUUCCGAAAGGAAAAACUGGCAAUAUUGAGAGAAAAGCACAGCGCCACAUACAAAAACAACUAGAUAAUCCCCCCAUGAAUGGAUAUAAUUAUGGAGGGUAGGGAUGAAGGCAUUACCCUCCAAGAAAAAAAUCUGUGCCCAUAAAUUUUUCUGGUAAGAGUGAUUCAACAGUGGAAUAAUUUCCUUGAAGACUCUCCAUCUUCAGCUGUAUUGACACUGAGAUUGGAGGGUCAUCUCUCAGUAGUGUUUUUGUUGUAGAUUCCUGAAUGACAAGGGGUUCAACUAGAUGACCACUGUGGUCUCUUCCAACUCUAUCACUUGACUUACAACUGGAGACCUUGAGGUUCUCCAAAUUUUGAUGAAUGAUUCCUCUUUAUGUUCCUCAACACUGGCCAGCCUGGCUAAUAGGAAUCCAGCAUUACAUGGGCUACCUAUUCUAUGCACACUUCAUCAACAAAUGUACACUAUAGAAGUAACUUGCCAUUGGGAAGGAAACACAUAAUUACAAGUCUGCUCUUUUGGCAUGUACAGUUUAUAUGUUUUGGCAUGCAUAAUUUGUGGUUAAUGGUCAUACAACCAUGGACCUCCAGAUGUUGUUGACAUCUGCUUCCAGUAGCAAUGCUGGAAUUGGCAUAACUAAUACUGCAGUCCGGUAAUAUCUAAUCAUUUAAUUGUUUGCCUAUGAUAUUAGCCUUUGACUGUAAAAAAGUAGAGUCUGAUAUUUGAAGAGGUAAUUUGACAGAGUUCAAUAUGAAAUGGCUUGCACUGACUGAAAUUCUCUGUAACUUUAAAUCUGGAUAGCCAUUCGAAAUGAGUGAACCACAUUUCUUUUGCUAAAAAGAAAAUAGUUCCCUAGAGCUGUCCUCUUUUAUACUUGAUUCUGUUUCUGUACUAAUAACAGGAGUAUGAUGUGCAGACAUUAGCAAGAGAUAAGUAUUAGAUCUGUGCUACAAAAAAUUUUCACCUGAUUUUGAUGAAUAAUAUGCACAAGAUUUAAUAAGGCAGGUUAUUUCUAGUCAGCUGGCAGUUCCUUUGUAAACAAAACUCAUUUAUCAGAAGGUGAAUGUGAAGAGCAGGAAAGCAGUUCUUCCUUUGCCUCCAAAUAUCUAUGUCCUCAUUCUUCCUCUGGUUUUAACAAUGAGCCUGUGAACAACUGACUGUAAUCUCAUUCUACGUAAAUUUGUUAACUGCUUCACUUUUUUCAUUCUUUCACUGAUUAUUUGAGUCAUGGAAAUAUAUGUGACCAACUCCAUUUAAGAUGAACUGACUUGGUAGUGAAAAAAAUCUUUCUUCAGCUAAAGAACAUAUAGUUUAAGAGGAAGUAUAAUCAAAGGGGUUUUUUUUAACCAAAAGAUGUAUUUUGAGCAUUGGUUGCUGCUAGGGCUGGAAAACCACAGUUCAGAGUGAAGAAGCUUUAUUUGAAAUCAAACUUCAUCGCUAAUAGUCAACAUGGAUUUAUCAGAAACAAGUCAUGCCAGACUAAUCUGAUAUCUUUUUUCGAUAGAGUUACAAGCUGGGUCGUUGCAGGGAACGCUGUAGAUGUAGCACAUCUGGAUUUCAGUAAGGCCUUCAACAAGGUCCCCCAUGACCUUCUGGCAAACAAACUAGUCACAUGUGGGCUAGGCAAAACCAUGGUUAGCUGGAUAUACACGAAUAUUCUCCUGAUAUUGGAGGUGAUGUACAGCCACCCUAAUAAGUAUCCAUUAAUGGCCUCAUCCUUUGUAAAUUUAUCCAGUUCCCCUUUGAAGUCAUCCAAGCUAGCAGCCAUCACAUUUUUGUCACUAAAUUUCAGAAUAAAUCAUCCACUAAGCAAAAAAGGUAGUCCUGAAUCUCCUGAUACUCAGCUUUAGUGGAUGGCUCUGUGUUCUAGAAUUAAUUUUACACAUCUCUUAACUCCCCUGCUCCCAUUAAAAAGCCAGAAGUGAUGUAAACUUUCCUAAAAUGAGAAUUACUUCAGUCUGUUCAUUAUAACGGUUGCCCUUUCCUGCCCCAAAAGAUCCCAGUUUUUAAAUUCAAUGCUUAUGGGCCCAUUCAUACUGCAGAAUUCGAGUGAUGUGAUUCUGCUUUGACUUCCAUGGUUCCAUCCCAUAGCAUUUCAGACUUGGAGGAGACCACAAGGGUCAUCCAGUCCAACCCUUGCAAUACAAAAAUAUACAAUCAAAGCCUCCUGACAGAUGGCCAAUCUCUGCUUAAAAACCUCCAGAGAAAGAGAUUCCACCAAACAGUAAUUAGUUUGACAACUAAUUCAUAUUAAUGGCUGUUGAACAGCUAUUACUACCAGUUUUCCUAAUGUUUAGAUGUAAUUUUUUUUCCCUAUAGUUAGAAUCUAUUCCUCCAUGUCGGUCUCAAGAGCAGCAGAAAACCAUCUUGAGCUUGGUAGUUGAGGGAAAGCUAUUUAGAAAUCUCAGGCAGAGUGCUUAAAUGCCUCCGCAAACUACAAAUCCUGGGAUUCAAUGGAAUAGAACCAUGGUAGUUAAAAUGUAGCAAUAGUGCUAUAAUUCUGUAAUGUGGAUGGGCUCCGUAUCGUUGUAGUCCAACACUUUUGGAAGACAGAUGGCAGGGGAAGGGUGAUUCGAACUUGAAUGCUUCUUGUACCCAAAUUCAGCUCUGUUUACUGUGUCACAGGGCCUGCAUUUUUCAUCAGCACUAGUAAAUGUUACAAAUACUGUACAUUUCUAAAGCUCUGCUAAUGCUGCAUUCCCAAUUUCCAUGUCACUCCAACUUCCUCCCCACACUGCUAUUUACAUAACAAAAAUUAAUACUGAUGAACUUGGGACAUGACUUUGAGACAAGUAGAAUUGCAUUUUGGCCCCAUGUGGGUCACCAGUUUUCCUUAGAUUUUUUUUUUCAGAUCACAUCUAGUUUGGGCCUAAGCCUUUCUUUUUCCUUUCUAUUCUCUCCUGGCAAGAGUGCUGUUGAUUUUUAAGUGUGCUACAUUAUGCCUUUCAUGUGUCUCUCUUGGCCUUCACCACAGCUCACUCUAAGCGAAUUAGCAGACCCUGGAGAUGCUCCCAUCCCAAUUAGCGUCUGAAACAAAAUCUCUCUCAGGGAACUAAGCUUUGUGCUACAUCAAACAGGAUAUUGGCAAUACUUAACCACAUGGGAACAGGAUUAUGGUCACUGCACCUUACAGCAAUGUUUUUGUGCCUUUAACAGCUGGAUGACAGGUCAGGAUGAGAGACGUACCUGUAGAAUUUCUUCCCUUUAUUUAUUAAACCCGCAGAGUUGAAGUUAGGAAAAUGAGGCAGUACUAGACAACACAUAUGGAACCCCCACCAGCUCCAAAAAAAAAAAAAAAAAAAACCUCAAGAUUCAACAUCUCUGCCCCCUGAUAUUUGUUAUAUAUUUUUUGUCCAUUUGACCCUCUUCUGCAUCUCUAUAGUUAAAAGAUAAGCUCACUCUUUAUGUGCAAUAGCACAAUAGUACAAACACCACGGCAGUCAAUGGAAUGUCUAAUUGUAGCAAAAUGCACAGAGUCUAGCAGAUACAGGUACAUUAGGGGCAUUUAUAGCAGAAAUAGAGAACAUUUCUAAAGUGUUGUUGGACUACAACACCCAUGCUAUCCAAUCGCUCACCAUUGGCUAUCCUAGAAGUUGCAGUACCAUCUGGCGAGCCACAUAUUCCUCACAUCUGAUAUCUUUGGAGGGAGGUAAUAUUCAAAAUACUUUAUGGAAGUUAUCAGCAACUCCAUAAGGCCCCUGAAAGGUCAAACACUGCCGUCCCCACAUUUCAGACAGGACUCAUAAGAGAGCGGUAUGCUUUUGGGCACUGUUAAGAGGGUUUGGCAGGAGGUCUGUGAUAAGAAAUUGAUACAGUACAUAGUAAGAAAGAUACAAAUUACAAAAAAAAAAUUAAAUGAAGUAAAAGGCUAGACAUGAUAGCGUUUGAGGGGUACAGCUGCUGCUAUGUCUAUUCCAGAUCUUCUAAAGCUUUGAAAUUUCACAACUUCUGAUCUCUGGAAAAGGUUUUAAAUAAAAAGAAAAAAACUCAUA
Molecule: messenger RNA, 6911 nt
Organism: Anolis carolinensis (green anole)
Lineage: Eukaryota; Metazoa; Chordata; Lepidosauria; Squamata; Anolidae
Gene: slc11a1
Product: solute carrier family 11 member 1
Exons: 15
Coding region: 751-2376 (541 amino acids)
Biological process (GO): intracellular iron ion homeostasis; response to lipopolysaccharide; metal ion transport
Cellular component (GO): phagocytic vesicle membrane; plasma membrane
Molecular function (GO): cadmium ion transmembrane transporter activity; metal cation:proton antiporter activity; iron ion transmembrane transporter activity
Source: RefSeq, a predicted model, not a curated record